AACCCAUUCAAAAGUAUGAUGCAACUCUGAGUUCUACCCAUUGUCUAAUUAAUGGAGAACUUCUGCAUUAAAUUGGACAAUGGGGUUUCUGACAAAGUAGAUUAUGAAGAUGAAGAUGACUUCUCAAAGCUGCAUUACAGAGAACCCUUCACUUUUUUCUCUGAUGACUAUGGUGGCUUCCCAAAUCGGGUGAAAAAGAAGUUUAGACUUCUUGGAAGAUCUCAAUCUUCCAAAGGAGUUGCUUAUCAGAGAAUCGGUGAGGAAGAAAUCAAUGGGGAAGGAAGAAAAAAGUGUUCAAAAUUCAGAUUCUAUCUCAAAAAAAAGAGAUGGGCAUUUCCUUUGCCUAGAGCCAGAUUGGGUCCUCUAAUGGAAAUGCUAGGAAGAGCCAGAGAUUCUUACAAGAAGCUCUGCAGAAAAAUGCAUGAGAAUCCUGCUGUUGUCCUCAACUCACAGUGGGGAAUCCCAAAUUUCUAUCAGCCUUACUACCUGUGAUCAGAUCUGAUGAUCAGGGUGGUGCAUCUUUCUUUGUUUCAGGGAUUAUGAAUGUCUGGAAAUGUUCAAUAAUGUUGAAGAUCUCUAGCAUUGUCUAAUGGAGGAGAUCCUUUUGUUCUUUUC
This is a messenger RNA of Cryptomeria japonica (Japanese cedar), 615 nucleotides long. RefSeq lists its product as uncharacterized. NCBI's taxonomy places the organism in Eukaryota, Viridiplantae, Streptophyta, Pinopsida, Cupressales, Cupressaceae. The record is from RefSeq and is a predicted model, not a curated record. The transcript has a single exon. The coding region runs from base 52 to 492 and encodes 146 amino acids.